AUUGCAGGGGUAGGAGGGGAGGGGAGGACGCGAUGGAGGCCGACUCCGGCAAGCUCUUCGUCGGCGGCAUCUCCUGGGAGACGGACGAGGAGCGCCUCCGCGACUACUUUGGGCGCUUCGGGGAGGUCACCGAGGCCGUCAUCAUGAGGGACCGCAACACCGGCCGCGCCAGGGGAUUCGGCUUCAUAGUCUUUGCGGAGUCGGGCGUUGCGGAGCGGGUCACCAUGGACAAGCACAUGAUAGAUGGACGCAUGGUGGAAGCCAAGAAAGCUGUUCCCAGGGACGACCAGAGCAUCGCGAGCAAGAACAAUGGCAGCAGCAUAGGGUCGCCCGGACCGGUCCGUACCAGGAAGAUCUUUGUCGGAGGCCUGGCAUCCAACGUCACCGAGGUUGAGUUCAGGAGGUACUUUGAGCAGUUCGGCAUGAUAACAGACGUGGUUGUCAUGUACGACCACAACACCCAGAGGCCCAGGGGCUUUGGCUUCAUCACCUAUGAUUCAGAGGACGCCGUGGACAAGGCGCUCCACAAGAACUUCCACGAGCUCAAUGGCAAGAUGGUGGAAGUCAAGCGAGCUGUCCCCAAGGAGCAGUCCCCUGGACCCGUUGCACGCUCACCUGCCGGAGGGCAGAACUUUGCCAUGAGCAGGGUCCAUAACUUCCUCAAUGGCUUCAACCAGGGCUACAACCCGACCCCGAUAGGAGGUUACGGCAUGAGGGUCGAUGGAAGGUAUGGGCUGCUUUCGGGUGCCCGAAACGGCUUCUCUUCGUUUGGACCUGGCUAUGGAAUGGGCAUGAAUGUUGAUGCUGGCAUGAAUGCAAACUUUGGUGCAAACAACAGUUUCCUCAGUAACUCAAAUGGCCGCCAAAUGGGUUCGUACUACAAUGGUGGUUCAAACAGAUUAGGUAGUCCUAUCGGGUACGUCGGUCUUAAUGACGACUCGGGAUCAAUACUGAGCUCAAUGGGGAGGAACGUCUGGGGCAAUGGAAAUGUUAACUACCAGAACAGCCCCACAAACAUGAGUUCUUUUGUACCAUCUGGAAGUGGCAGUCAGGUGGGCCUUACUGGCGACAGCAUAAACUGGGGAGGUCCUACUUCUGCCCAUGGGAUGGGAGGCAUUUCAAGCCUCGGGGCUGGUAACAUUGGCCGUGGGACUGGAGAUAACUUUGGUUUGCCAUCUGGUGGCUAUGGAAGGAGCAACCCAACUGGCACCAUUGGUGAACCUUUCUCUGCGUCAGCCAAUGCAUAUGAAAUGAACAACAUAGAUACAUAUGGCAACAACUCUAUCUAUGGUGACUCAACCUGGAGGUUCACGUCAUCUGAGAUCGAUAUUCCCCCUUUUGAUAAUGAUCUUGGAAAUAUUGAUCCAGAUAUCAAAUCGAACAUGCCAGCAAGUUACAUGGGCAACUAUACUGUUAAUAAUAAUCAGACAAGCAGAGGUAUCACUUCCUAGGCGAGAAUAUUAUUAUAGUCAUAUAUGACUUGGGAUAGGCGAGACACCCUUUAUAUCAGGUAUUCAGGUGCAGUACUGUGAAUUGGUGAUAUCAGAUUAAUAUACAGGUUAGUUAAUUGUUUCUAGCUAACCAGAGGUGUGGUUUAUGGACACCAACAUGCUAGAGGAGCGGAUACAAACAUUUUGUGAAGGUUUCAGAUUUUAGUUUAAUUUCUACGUGUAUUAGGUCUUUUGGUUUUCCAAUGAGAUGUGCAGUGGUGAUUGCGGCACACACUUAGAAGUGUUCCAACAUAAGCUGGAAUUCUGUCAUACGGACAAACUUGUAUACCAGGAAUGCUGUAUUAUCUUGCCCAUUUAUGGCAACAUUAGCUCGUGUGUUUUCUUCUC
Messenger RNA from Lolium rigidum, 1838 nucleotides. Its product is annotated as heterogeneous nuclear ribonucleoprotein 1-like. NCBI's taxonomy places the organism in Eukaryota, Viridiplantae, Streptophyta, Magnoliopsida, Poales, Poaceae. The record is from RefSeq and is a predicted model, not a curated record. The transcript has 3 exons. The coding region runs from base 33 to 1451 and encodes 472 amino acids. Gene Ontology annotation, molecular function: RNA binding.